Messenger RNA from Panicum virgatum (switchgrass), 507 nucleotides. Its product is annotated as probable LRR receptor-like serine/threonine-protein kinase At1g06840. The transcript has 4 exons. The coding region runs from base 97 to 492 and encodes 131 amino acids. NCBI's taxonomy places the organism in Eukaryota, Viridiplantae, Streptophyta, Magnoliopsida, Poales, Poaceae. The record is from RefSeq and is a predicted model, not a curated record.
CUUAUUCAACUAAUUUUUGCUCCGCGGCUUCCUAACAGGAAUGGAUUCUGUCAUCAGAGAGAGCGUACAAGACUGAACUCCGAAUAUUCUGGCAAAAUGGGGCAAACUAUGUUACAGCCUCAAGUAUUCUUUCUGUGUUCCAUUAUCCUCACAUUAUAUUUUGCCCUUUUGCAACCGGUGACUGCACAAAUCACUGCACCAUGGGAAGUUGAUGCUCUUAAGGCUAUCAGAGGCAGCUUGAUAGAUCCAUUGGGACGUCUUAACAGCUGGAAUCGUGGAGAUCCUUGCACAGGGAAUUGGUCCCAUGUCAUCUGCUACAAUGCAACAAGCAAAAUUGAUGGAUACUUGCAUAUACAGGAAUUACAGCUCCUAGCGUUGAAUUUAUCAGGAACUUUGGCUCCUGAGCUUGGUCAGCUUUCUCAAAUGAAAAUUAUGGAUUUUAGGUGGAAUUCGAUAGGCGGGAGCAUACCUAAGGACGACGUCGGGGGGUAGGGCGGCGUUGGGGUG